Molecule: messenger RNA, 798 nt
Organism: Adineta steineri
Lineage: Eukaryota; Metazoa; Rotifera; Eurotatoria; Adinetida; Adinetidae
Source: the annotation of a GenBank genome assembly
AUGCGAUCUACAAAACUUCCAAAAAGCGAUUCAACUGAUAGUGGAAUUGGUAGUAAUUCAUCAAGUACUUGCUCACAAUACUCAAAACAACAAAAACCUAAACGACAAAAUAACAGUAAAACGUUUAAUAUAUGCAAUAGCCGUAUAAAUCCCUCUCCGCCUCCUCCUCCGCCACCUGUUCCAGUUCCAUAUGACUGCUCUCUUCAUCGUACACCUCAUCUAUCAAAGAAAAAACCCAAUAUAUCAUCUAAACCAACUCAAAAUAUACGCUCAAAACAAAAUCUACCUUCUCGUCUUUCUUUACUUGUACCGCAAAUGCCAACAGUUGUUACCAAGAAAAAAUCAUCGAGUUUUAAUGUACAAGAUACACGAUCACCACUUACUCGACAAUUAACUCAACAUGGAGAUAUAACAACACGUCUUUAUACAUAUGCAGCAUCAACUUCAUCAGCAACUCCAUGUUCAAUGAUGCUCAAACGAAAUACAUCACUUUUACCUAUACUUAUUCAAUCAAGUUCUUGUAUAGGAAUUCAACCACGAGAUAAUCAUUCAACAAAAUUAGAUUAUAAUUUAGAUGAAGAACACAAAGAAAAUCUCACUCCUAUUAAAGAUAAUAAUGAUGAUUAUUAUCAUUUACUUGAUUAUAAACAUUUAAUAAAUCGUUUACCUAAAUCCGUUAUUUCGAAUUGUCCACGUUAUGGAAAAGAUGAUUAUGGAAUAUUAUAUGAUCAAUUAGCUCAUAUCCGUAAGAAAAUGCCUCAUUCAAAUAUUUAUGAUGAAUAUGCAAGAAAUAGUUAA